Messenger RNA from Dicentrarchus labrax (European seabass), 5982 nucleotides. Its product is annotated as suppressor of cytokine signaling 7-like. Gene Ontology annotation, biological process: intracellular signal transduction; phosphatidylinositol phosphate biosynthetic process. The record is from RefSeq and is a predicted model, not a curated record. Gene Ontology annotation, cellular component: phosphatidylinositol 3-kinase complex. Gene Ontology annotation, molecular function: 1-phosphatidylinositol-3-kinase regulator activity. NCBI's taxonomy places the organism in Eukaryota, Metazoa, Chordata, Actinopteri, Moronidae.
ACUGUGCCCGUUAUUGAUCGGAGCCGUGUUGUUGGAGAGAGAGCUCCGGUAGUGACGGAGGCUCUCCGGUACCGGGAAGUGUUUGAUCGGUCGGAGGUUUCGGUUCACUCCGGUUAUCAAUCAGCUCGGAUCGAUUAUUGAUGCCGCCGCUGCGCAGCCGCCGUGCGCCCCCCACCCACCACCAACAUCAUCACCAUCAUCAUCAUCAUCAUCAUCAUCACAUCCAUGUUGUCAACCGGAGGAUGAGUCGGUAGGAGGCUAACAGCGAGCUAACGUUACCGAGCGGCGGCGCCAGCAGCGGAGCCGUUACCGACCCCUCCCGGAGCGGACUGUCGAUGGCCGUCAGCCGCGGUUCCGACGGGCUGCCCGGUUCUCUGAGCGGGGAGGACGCAGCAGCUAGCCGCCGUUAGCCCCGCAGCUAGCCGCCGUUAGCCCGCACUGUGUAUGUUUAUGGCGAUUAUGUAAGCUAAGCUAACGUUAGCCGCAGGAUGAGUGACGCGCAGCAGGAAGUGUCUCCUGAUUUCGUCCUGAUGCGGCUCGUGUCCGCGGCCGAGUACGACCGGCUGCACGAGACCGACGACCUGAGGCCCGGAGGCGGCGGGUUCGGGUCCGUGAAGUCCGUGCUGGGUCACCACGGCGGCGGCUUCGACCUGGACCCCAGCGGCCCCUCGGCGGGCCUCGGCUCGGCCUCCCCGCACUACAGCUCUCCGCUGCCCGGGAAAGGUGAGCUGGACGGCGGGUUGGGGCUGACGGAGGCCCCGCUGGGCUCCGAGGCGCCGCUGGCCCCCCCGCCGGAGGACUUUGCCGUAGCGGCGCAGCGGUUCGUGGACUCCGGGGGGCCCGGGUCCAGGGCGCAGCUGAUGGUGUUUCAGAACCUGUUGCGGUCCGGAGACCGGAUCCUGGAGUGCGGACUGGAGCAGCCGCCCCUGGGGUUCCUGCAGGAGGACUCAGAGAGACUGGACUCCGGACCGGGUCCUGGUAGUACAGCUGGAGGCGGCAGGGACCAGCACCACCUCCCCUCUGCAGAGGAGAACCAGGUCCUGCAGUGGCACCCCGUCCAUAGACUCUCCAAGGGGUCCGACGGAUCCCAGACUCUCCAGCAGGGCGUCCCGGCUCUGGACUCUGAGUCCGGGUCCGUCCUCUGCCACCGACACCGCUCCCUCACAGACCGGCUCGCCAAAUGGCCCCCGGACCUGCUGGAUCAGGCCCUGCGUCUGCUAGAGCCCAGGAAGAACGAGGACCCGGUCCUGGCUCUUGCCCGGAGGCUGGGCCAGCUAGGGGAGGGGAGGGAGGGAGGAGGUGGGGGUGAGAUCCAGGUCCCGAGGUGCUCCUGUCACAGCGUGCUGGCCUCGGGGACGGGGGGCGAGGACCCGAGUGAGACCAGUGACGCCCUGCUGGUCCUGGAAGGUCUGGGUUCUGAGGAGGUGGGGGGACUCGGGGAUGGGGGGGGGAAAGGGUUGGGGGGUCCUGGGGGGACCCUGAGUGGUCUGAUGAGGCAGGUCCACAGACUGGCGGAGGAGGCGGGGGUCUGUACCGAUCAGGGCUGCCGACCCCUCCCCUCCUGCCCCCCCACCUCACCCUGCCUGUAUCCCCCAGUCUGCCCGCAGGCCCUCCAGGUCUCCCCCGACCCCCCGGACCCCCAGCGCCACCACCAGUCCCGGUCCCAGCCCCAGAGUCGAGCCGCCACCCCCAAACUCGGCGUGGCCUCGGGGGGAGCGGGGCGCUGUGCCUCCCCUCUGGUGGUCCUGGAGGGGGAGGCAGGAGUCGGGAGGGAGGGGGAGAAGACUCCACGGGGGAAGUCCAGGAAAGGGGGGUCCCUGAAGGUCCGGCUCAGCAAGCUGUUCCGGACCAAGAGCUCCAGUGGGGGGUCGGGGGGGCUGCUGGACAAGAGACCGUCUCUGGCGUCGUCCACCUCGUCCGGGGGGAGUCUGCUGGACGUGUGGGGGUCCACGGAGCAGGACAGCAGCAGGCUGCAGGUGUCCAGACCUCACAGUGCCUUCUCUCCGGUGCCCUUCACUCCCGCUUUCACUGGUGAGACGGUGUCUCUGGUUGAUGUGGAUAUUUCUCGGAGGGGGGUGAACUCUCUCCACCCCCCGACACCUCCUCCCCCACCCAGACGGAGCCUCAGUCUGCUCGAUGAUUUCGGGGGUCAUCCUCAGCAGCAGGGUCCGUUCAUGGAGCGCAGUGUGGGGGCGUCCAUGCAGUCUCUGCCCCCCCGACCGCUGGCCCUGCCCCCCUCCCUCAGCACCAUCCAACACAGCCUGAGCCUCAACGACACCUUCCUCAGAGGUCUACCGAGGCCGGUCCCUCUGCGUCCCGACGGUCAGCUCCACCCUCCCCGACUCGUCCCCCGCUGCCCCCUCAGUCGACCCGACGCUGGCAGCUUCGCCACCAGCCUCAGAGAACUGGAGAAGUGCGGUUGGUACUGGGGGCCGAUGAACUGGGAGGACGCGGAGAUGAAGCUGAAGGGGAAACCGGACGGAUCGUUUCUGGUUCGAGACAGUUCAGACCCGCGAUACAUCCUGAGUCUGAGCUUCAGAUCGCAGGGAGUCACACACCACACACGCAUGGAGCACUACAGAGGGACCUUCAGUCUCUGGUGUCAUCCCAAGUUUGAGGACCGCUGUCACUCGGUGGUGGAGUUCAUAGAGAGAGCCAUCAUGCACUCCAAGAACGGAAAGUUCCUCUACUUCCUGCGCUCUAGAGUCCCUGGUCUGCCCCCGACCCCGGUCCAGCUCCUGUACCCGGUCUCCAGGUUCAGCAGCGUUAAAUCUCUGCAGCAUCUCUGUCGCUUCUGCAUCAGGCAGCUGGUCCGUAUAGACCACAUCCAGGAGCUGCCGCUGCCCACGCCGCUCAUUUCCUACCUGAGAAAGUUUUACUACUACGAUCCCGAGGAGGAGAUCAACCCGUCCCUGAAGGAGAGAGGACCGGAGCCCAGCAGCCAGCCGAGGGUCCAGUCUCAAACGUAGCACUGGAGCCUCAGAGGACCACUUCUUUUCUUUUCUUCGUUUUUUGGUCACUCGAUUGCUGAAGGACAUUCAGACAUUCAAACUGGACUCACAGAGUGCAGCCAAUCAGCUCCCUCCGCUCAGUCCUGUAUCCGGGCGGGGUUUCAGAUGAUCCACCCUCCCCCGUGCGCUCUGAUUGGCUCGCGGAGAGUCGACAGGGGAGGGGCCGGGGAUGUGGAGACUCCGCCCCUCUUUUGAUGUCAUCACUGAGCAGCUGUACUAAAGGCAAUGUGACAUCGCUGUUAGCAAACACGCUAAAUCUCUAAAAAAACAAAGAACCUCAGUGCGAGGAGAGAAACAUUUGUCGCCUCCGGGAUCCUUUAACUUCCAACGCAGAGCUGAAGAAGAAAAAGCACUUUGGGACCUAACGACAGUGACUUUAAAUAAAGGACAAAUAUUUAACGCUGGAGGUCUUUCUCAGUUCAAACCACGCCAAGAAUUCAGUCCGUUCCACUUUACUAAGUUUACAUUAAACUGUCCAAUAAAAACUAAAAGCGUAACGGUCACACCAGAGCACAGCCAGAUUCAUCCACAUGGUCAGUUAACCGCUAACACGUUAGCACCAGUCAGUCACAAUAUCUCUCCGAGCAGCUUCCUGAGUUCUUUCUGUUCAACUUUUCAGUCAACAAAGAGGGAAAAUACGCUGGUUAGCUUAGCUUGGUGGCUAACAGGUAACAGAUAUAGUCAGGAUUCGAUUUUUAUAAGAAAAUGAGAAACAUUCUUUUAUUUCUUUGACAAAAAUCUACAAAAUGUGUUUUCUUUAUCUUUCUUUAUAUAUUUAAUUAAAUAAUAAUUUUAUAUUUCUGAGUCCAAAGUGAACGGCGCCCUCUGCUGUCCAGAGAGAUUAUCACGAUUCAUUUUAAUCUUCACAUAUUUGUAUUAGCAGCUGUAUUACUUCGAUGUAUAGACGGCAUUUAGAGCGCUGCAGGGAUCUCAGUUAGCAUUUUAGCUAACGAAUCGUGUGUUUUUGGUUAAAAUACGGUCUGUGGUUGGGAGGGUUCGGUCAGUUUGAGCCAGUUUACUCUGUGAGUGAAUAAACUGAUUCUGCCACAAACUGUUGGUGUUUUAGAUUCUGGUGUGACCGGGUCUCUGCUUUUAAAAUGGACUAAUCUAAUCCACCCAAAGCAUUCUGGGUAAAAUGGGCAGAACAAAAGCAGUUAUUUGGACUGAAUGUGGACUGAAGAAUGCAGAUUGAGAAUGGCCUCGUCUCACUCUGAUUCUGCGGUAUAUUGUAUCUUUAACAGCAACAUGAACUGAACCGUGGGCAGAACAAUCUCACCACAGGGUCCAUUUAGUGGCAGUUCUGGAGCUCUCAAAUGGACCACAGCCGUUUUUCUGAGCACUUAAAGGACUUGUUGUCCGUGUUGACUUGAAAGUUGUGAUUGAAAGUUCAUUCUUUGGACAGGAACAGAAUUGGACUGAUGGAGCUGUUCCGAUACCGAGUUCUGAUUGUUAUAAAACAGAUGUAUAUUAUUAUUUUUUUCAGAGCGUAAACUGCUAUCAUUGUUGGAUGUAGCAGAGUCCCAUUUCGGGGCUAAUCAGUUACGUGGUAUCAGACCUGUGUACUCACCUGCUGGUAUCGGAACAACUCUAAUUGGAACACCACAAGGUCCGUGUAGUUUCAACGUGGUGACACCAGCGAAUAACUACUGCAAAAACUCCUGUACGCUGCUGUUCAUUGUACUCGUUGACAACUACGUUGCGUGGUACCAGUAUCGGAGGAAUAUCUCUAAGUGGACCAAUAAUCUCACAAUAUGAGCCAUUUGGUGCCGGUUCUGGAGCUCCGGUUUACUUACUGUCAACUGAGUUUCGGUCCUCAGAGCUCGUUGAAUGUCACCCGAGGAUGAAGAAGUCCAGUUGAAAGCUCCCGAACUGAACAGACCUUGAGACAAGAUUGUUUUCUGAAGAAUGAACUUUAAGUCUCAACUCACUGAUGAGUUUUAAUUUCCUGGUUGAAGACUGUGAUUGGUGGAGGUUCAGCGGUGUGUGUGUGACUGCUGUACAGGUCCACACUGGAGUUUCCUUCCACAUUAGCUGAUACAUCACCAGUAAGACAGCUUUUGUUUGAUACUUGUAUUGUAUUGGGUACCCGUCUAGGUCUGGGAUGAUAGCAAAAUGCUGAUAUUAUCGCGAUAAUCAUCAAAAUGUUUUAACUCUUAAAAAAAAACUAAUACCUUGCUAGUGUUAAGAAACACAUUUUAAUGGCAUCUCAGACAGACCCCUCAUCUCCUCGCCGUCCUUUAGUUUGGAAUCCAUGACCACGUACCCGGUUUAACAUUCUGUUGCGGGGGUACAACGGGCAACCUCAGCGUGUUAGUGAGCUAGACGGCUCGUUGAAGUGACGGUAAUCACUUACCGGUCCCACCCCCAGCUGCUGAGCCCCCCUGCAGAAGAAAAGGUAAGUACGCAGUCCUGAUUUGUGUCUGAGAGGUUAGCAGGAACAGUUCUGUGUACUGAUAAACAUUCUGGUUUUAGUCUGCCGAGCAUUUGUGAUGUUGUAGUUCUUCAGUGCACUGGGUAACAAACAGUGGGAUCAGCAAUCCUCCACGUUGGUUAGAAGCACGGGAUCCUGGAGGCGACCGGCCGCACCGACUGUUGUGGCAAUAUUACCAAAAAAUUGAAAAAAAGGAGUCUUAUUGUGACGACUACUGAACUGCGAUGUUUCACUGGAACGAGCUGUUGGACUGGAUGGACUGGACUUCCUUGUUCAGACACUGGUUCUGAGUGAGUUCUGUUCCAGCAGAGACUGGGAACACUGGAGCUGGGACCUGAGCGCCCUGUGGGGACACUUCCAUGAUGUCAAAACAUUUGGGGGGGGGGCACAGAGAAGUACUGAUGCUGCACACUGAAGGACUGGAGGCUGCUGAGGCUGAAGGAUGAAAUGUUAUUUUUGGGGUGGAGGAGCAGUGAAGUAGUAAUCUGUUAUCUUUGUGCAGUCAGCUGUUAAUAAAACAGUGUGGGCGGGACGAAUGUU